AGUACCGGUUAGUCCUCAUCCAUCACCUCAAGACAAUGCUCCUCCUGGGUCCCGUUCUCCAUGCUCAGCGCAGAGUCUUCCAAUAUGUUUAUGCAGGAUCCAAUGCGCUUUUACCGGGCGAAGCGUGACAGUGCUCGGCGGCGCGUUGGAGACAAGUACACCAUCCUCGGCUUUAUUUCCUCGGGGACUUAUGGUCGGGUCUAUCAAGCGAGGAGUAAAGAGGAGGAUGGUCAGAUCCAUGCUAUCAAGAAGUUCAAACCCGACAAAGAGGGCGAUGUUGUAACCUACACUGGCAUCAGCCAAAGCGCAAUUCGAGAGAUUGCACUUAAUCGAGAAAUAUCCCAUGAGAACGUUGUCGCACUGAAGGAGGUACUCUUGGAGGACAAGUCAAUCUAUAUGGUUUUCGAAUAUGCCGAACAUGAUUUCUUACAAGUGAUACAUCAUCAUUCACAGACCCUUCGUUCCAACAUAUCAACAUCCGUCCUCAAAUCCCUCACGUACCAGCUCCUUAACGGUCUUCUAUACCUGCACAAUGCUCAUAUCAUACACCGAGAUUUGAAACCUGCCAAUAUCCUCAUUACGCAUCAAGGCGUUGUGAAGAUUGGUGACCUCGGUCUCGCUCGUCUCACGCAGGAACCUCUCCAGCCCCUUUUCGCUGGUGAUAAAGUCGUUGUUACUAUUUGGUACAGAGCGCCAGAGCUAUUGCUCGGGGCGAAGCAUUAUAACAAGGCGGUUGACAUAUGGGCUGUGGGCUGUGUCGUAGCGGAGUUGGCGAGUUUGAGGCCUAUCUUCAAGGGUGAGGAGGCGAAGCUGGAUUCGAAGAAGAAUGUUCCGUUCCAGAAGGACCAGCUGCUCAAGAUUUUCGAAGUCCUUGGGACGCCGAAUGAGCAUGAUUGGGAGGGUCUGAAGAAUAUGCCGGAGUAUCAGAACAUGAAGCGGAUGGAUACGUAGGUACAACACUCAGCUCCACAAAUGGUGCAUGUCUCGACAGAGCCUUGCCACUGCUCAAGGCUUUGAUUUCCUCAAUCAACUCUUCAAAUAUGAUCCCGAUCAACGACUAUCAGCCAAGGAGGCUCUGCAACAUCAAUGGUUCCAAGAAACACCGAAACCUACUGCAAAGUGAGUGUUUCCCAAGUUUACUCUCCUCUGCAACGUAUAUGCGGUAUACGGUUUUGUUCAUGCUUACGACUUUUAGUGCUUUCCACGGCCUCCCACAACAUCAGAUACCUCCCAACCGACGUAUCACACAAGACGACGCACCGUCGAUGAUGCCCUUACCAGCAGUCGCCGCAACAUCUCAACUGCAGACGACUGCAGCUAGCCAGCUUCAAGCCGCUCAAGCUCAAGCCCAGUUGUCAGGCAAGGGCAGUGCCGGAAGUUUCGGUAGCGUAGGUGGCGCGGGGCAUACUAGGAAGAAGGCGAGGCUUGGAUGAUUUGCGUCAUCUUGCGAGUAUACUAGUAUGGUACCAUCUCAAGCUACAAUGCCAAUGAGAUAUAUUUGGCGACAGUUUCGAUCCGUCAUCAGU
Molecule: messenger RNA, 1526 nt
Organism: Somion occarium
Lineage: Eukaryota; Fungi; Basidiomycota; Agaricomycetes; Polyporales; Cerrenaceae
Source: the annotation of a GenBank genome assembly